Molecule: messenger RNA, 2350 nt
Organism: Monopterus albus (swamp eel)
Lineage: Eukaryota; Metazoa; Chordata; Actinopteri; Synbranchiformes; Synbranchidae
Gene: tmem129
Product: transmembrane protein 129, E3 ubiquitin protein ligase
Exons: 7
Coding region: 73-1170 (365 amino acids)
Biological process (GO): protein ubiquitination
Cellular component (GO): membrane; endoplasmic reticulum
Molecular function (GO): ubiquitin protein ligase activity
Source: RefSeq, a predicted model, not a curated record
CUGUCUAACCAAAGAAGAAGACGAAUGGGACUCAUAACCAUCAUGGUGUCUCUGCGGUAGUGUAAAUAAACUAUGGAGAGCCCGGAGUUAGGUUUUACUUUGGCCUACAUUGUGUUUUCUCUCUGCUUCGUGUUUACGCCCAACGAGUUCCGUUCGGCCGGUUUAACCAUCCAGAACCUGUUUUCGUCAUGGCUUGGAAGCGAGGAUCUGGGUUUCAUCCAGUACCACGUCAGACGGACCAGUGUUACCGUGCUGGUCCACUCCGCUCUGCCUUUAGGUUACUACAUGGGGAUGUGUAUUGCUGCUCCAGAGAAGAAGCUGGGAUUCAUUCAUCAGGUGGAUGGAUUGUGGAGAGCAUUUCUCCUCCUCUCUCUCUGCCUCCAUUUGGCCAGCUGGGCACUUGUCAUCUACUGGUCCCACAGUCACUGGUGCAGUCAUCCAAUCAGCUGGACCCUGCAGGUCCACAUACAGCCUCCGCACUCCAGCUGGGGCGCUGUGGCCUCCAGCAUCAACAGAGAGUUCAGACGCAUAGAUAAGUUUGCUACAGGGGCACCAGGAGCCAGAGUUAUUGUUACUGACAGUUGGGUAUUAAAGGUGACCACCUAUCAUGUCUACAUGGCCUUACAGAGUGAAUGUCAUGUGACAGUAACAGAAUCCAGACAGCACCAGCUGAAUCCAGACUCGACCUCUCCCACACAGAUCUUGACCUUGAGAGUGAACAGCAUCAACCCUGCUGUCAAAUCCUUUGAUAUCAGGCUCAACUCAACAGAGUUUGCAGAGUUCAGCGAGAAGCUCAAUUCUCCCAUAAGAACCUCUGCCAAUGUAGUGAUCUACCAAACAAUCAGUGAGCUCUUCCUGGAAACGUUUAGUGCUCAAGUGGACCUCAAUCAGCCAUACAUACUCCCCAGUGGACAGGAGAUAGAAUCCUGUAUCGGCUGCAUGCAGGUUCCUGCAAACACAAAGCUGGUCAGACUCUGCUGCACACAAACUGAUAACGACUCAGACUGUCAGCAGUGUUUCUGCAGACCCAUGUGGUGUCUGUCCUGUUUGGGUCGAUGGUUCGCCAGCCGCCAAGACCAGCAAAGACCUGAGACCUGGUUGUCCAGCAGAGUUCCCUGCCCCACCUGUAGAGCCAAAUUCUGUAUCCUGGACAUCUGUGUGGUCCGCUGACAAGACAGAUACGAGCCUACUUUUUCAUCUUGAAAUGAUGAGUAGGACAUCAGCCAGCAAAGCUCUAGAACAGAAAGUAGACAGGACUGGAUCGAACUCAGUUAUGUGCCUGAAUAUUCUGUGCUUUCAGUAAUGAGUGAUCUCUUACAAACUUAGUUUUGAAUCUCAGCAUACUGUAAAGUGCAAUUAAUGUGACAUUUUGGAAGAUAUUGCUUUACUCAGUCCGGUAAGACAGUUUCACUUAAGUCUGCCCAGCUGUUUAUUCCUUCAGAACAUGAUGUUUUUUAUUAUUUUGCAAAAGCAUAAUUGAUUUUGUUCUCAAUUAGUUUUCUUUGUAGGAACUCUUUUGUUUCCAUAAACACUGAAUACAUAAAAGUAGCCUCUAACCAUAUAAACUAUGGUAGGAAAUUUGCUCAAGUCAAAACCAAAUGGUAGCAGGGGGUAGAAAUAUGCUGCUGGUAGAUGAGCACAUAAGGGAAAACAUACAGUAAAAGGGCAAUUGUAAAUAGAAUCAAUGUCAUCUUUUUUUUCCUUGUCAUUCACUUCCACUGUCAGGACAGGAAGUGCCACCAAAAUAAAAUACAAAAGACGACAUCUCGCCUCCACUGUUGAGGCAAAGGCAAGAACUUCAAACAUUUCUCCCAUUUAUUAGCACUGCUUAAAACUACAAACACUACAAAAAACUGACAAUAUGUGAUCAGAGAUACUUAUUUUAAUUACAUCUGCAUGUAAUUAAGGUAAUAAUUACACAGUAGAUAACAAUGAUGGAAGAAGUACUCAAAUCUUUUUACUUAUGGAACAAGUAUUACAAAAGUAUUAGCGUAAGAAUACUCAACAUAGGCUACCAAAAGUAAAAGUACUUGUGCAAAAUAAAAUUCAUGUAUAUUAUUGGAUCAUAACUGCAUUAAUAUGUGAAUGAUUUGUUGCAGCUGGUAAACGCAGAGCCAAUUCUACUUUGCUGCUUUUGCCUCUGAAAUGUAAUGAAGAGAAAGUAUACAAGUUACAAAAAAAUCAAAAUACUCAAGAACAAAUUCUUCUACUUAGAUACAGUACUUGAGUAAAUGUUCUUCGUUACUUUCCACUACUGCCAAAUAAGUGGCCAAUAUAGAAAAGUUGUUGGCCUACUUUAUUUCAACUAUACACAAUGCCAGCAGCCACAGAGUGCAGCAAUAUUUAAUUC